AUUCUUCAACCUCCCCAUUAAAUAGCCAUCGCUAUUCCCAGACCAACAAUUUAAUGCAGCAGCUGGACUCUCCUCUUUCUCCUCUCUACCCACCUUUCUCUCUCUUCUUUCUAAUUUAAUUCUCUUCUCUCCCCAAACUCCCACCCCACCACUUCAUCAUCUUCUCUCUCUAAAACAACAAUGAAAAAACUCUCCAUCUCCUUUCUCUCUCAUCAAUGUCCACCAUCUCUCCUCCUCCCUCUCACUCCUAUCACUUCACUUUCUCUCUCCAAAACCUCGGUCUCGGCUACGCCAUAGCUAUCGCUUUCGGCUUCCUCGUCCUUUUCUCGGCUCUCCUUCUCUCUUCUUACAUUUGUUGUCGCGCUACACGCCGCCGCCGGCGUGAUCUUUCUCCGCCGCCGUCAUCCGCUGCCGCCGAUAACGGAAUUAUUGUACCGCGAAUUAUUUUUGUUGCUGAAGACGAUGAAGACGACGUUGAAAAUCAAAAUAAUAAUGAUAAUCGGUCUUAUAGUAACGGCGUGGUUGGACUUGAUCGUGCGGUGAUAAAUUCGUACCCGAAGUUUCAGUUUUACAAGAAGAUUGUUGAAGAAAAAACGAAUAGUGAUGAUUUAAUGUGUUCGAUUUGUUUGUGCGAUUAUAAAGAAGGAGAAAUGUUGAGAAUGAUGCCGGAUUGUAAACAUUAUUUUCAUUUGUGUUGUCUUGAUGCUUGGCUUAAACUUAACGGUUCUUGUCCUGUUUGCAGGAAUUCUCCGUUACCUACGCCUAUUUCUACGCCGUUAGCCGAAGUCGUCCCCCUUUCUCAGUAUCCUGAUAAUCGUCGUAGGUCUAAUAUUGUCUCUUCAGCUUAGUGAUUUAAUUGUACUAUACUUCAUUUUAUUUUUAGGAGCCAAUUUUCUUUGUUUUCUUUAUUUUUCAAUUUUAGUUUUAUAACUUUUUGAUGUGGUCGAUUUGAUCCAAAGAAGAAGCGUGAUGUAAACAUAAUGGUUUACAAAAACUAGUGCAAAUUUUUUGGUUUUA
Messenger RNA from Amaranthus tricolor (Joseph's coat), 1017 nucleotides. RefSeq names its product RING-H2 finger protein ATL67-like. Gene Ontology annotation, biological process: protein ubiquitination. The record is from RefSeq and is a predicted model, not a curated record. Lineage: Eukaryota; Viridiplantae; Streptophyta; Magnoliopsida; Caryophyllales; Amaranthaceae. Gene Ontology annotation, molecular function: transferase activity. The transcript has a single exon. The coding region runs from base 216 to 848 and encodes 210 amino acids.